Messenger RNA from Hipposideros armiger (great roundleaf bat), 1368 nucleotides. RefSeq names its product vesicle amine transport 1 like (gene VAT1L). Lineage: Eukaryota; Metazoa; Chordata; Mammalia; Chiroptera; Hipposideridae. The record is from RefSeq and is a predicted model, not a curated record. The coding region runs from base 433 to 1368 and encodes 311 amino acids. The transcript has 6 exons. Gene Ontology annotation, molecular function: oxidoreductase activity; zinc ion binding.
ACCUUGUCUCGGGGAGGUAUCCUCCAGGCCCAGACAUUCAUCUCUGUCCAUUUCAAGGCGGCCAGCCUGCGCCAUAUAUAACCAAGUACUACGCCCACAACGGAGGGCACAGCAGCCUCUCUGCGUGUUUUAUUCGCAUAUCUUGGACAAAUCUAGGCUCUGGGGCAGCGAUCAAGAGCCUGAUUUGCGACUGGUUCAGGAACUGGGGUUGAGACUUCGCUUGGCAAGGAAGAGAAGAGGGGCGUGGGCAAGGGCGCGGCUCUUGCGAGGAUUACGGCAGAGGCGGUGGACCGCGGAGCCGCUCGCAGAGGCUGCAGCCAUUGCACAACCGAGCAUCUCACAUUCAACAGGAGGAGCCCGCGGGAGAGGGACCCGAGCUCCCAGCACCGCACCUCACCGCAGCAGCCCGUGCGCCCCGCGGCCCCGCACGCCAUGGCCAAAGAAGGCGUAGAAAAGGCAGAAGAGACGGAGCAAAUGAUCGAGAAGGAGGCAGGCAAAGAGCCAGCGGAGGGCGGCGGCGGCGGCUCGCACCGACUCGGGGACGCACAGGAGAUGCGCGCCGUGGUGCUGGCGGGCUUCGGUGGGCUCAACAAACUGCGGGUCACCAGGAAGGCCAUGCCUGAGCCGCAGGACGGCGAGCUCAAGAUCCGCGUCAAAGCCUGUGGUUUAAACUUCAUUGACUUGAUGGUGCGACAAGGGAACAUCGACAAUCCCCCCAAGACUCCCCUGGUGCCUGGUUUCGAAUGUUCUGGGAUUGUUGAAGCUCUGGGGGACAGCGUGAAAGGAUAUGAGAUUGGGGACCGUGUCAUGGCAUUUGUCAAUUAUAAUGCCUGGGCAGAGGUGGUCUGCACACCUGUGGAGUUUGUCUACAAGAUCCCAGAUGGCAUGAGCUUCUCCGAGGCUGCUGCGUUGCCCACAAACUUCGUCACAGCCUACAUGAUGCUGUUUGAAGUUGCCAACCUCCGAGAGGGGAUGUCUGUGCUCGUGCACUCGGCUGGUGGUGGCGUGGGCCAAGCUGUGGCUCAGCUGUGCUCCACUAUCCCCAAUGUGACUGUCUUUGGAACAGCGUCUACUUUCAAGCAUGAAGCCAUUAAAGACUCUGUGACCCACCUCUUCGACAGAAAUGCAGACUAUGUGCAAGAAGUGAAAAGAAUCUCUGCUGAAGGAGUGGACAUUGUUUUGGACUGCCUCUGUGGGGACAACACUGGAAAGGGUCUCAGCCUUCUCAAACCCCUGGGGACCUACAUUUUAUAUGGUUCAUCCAACAUGGUAACUGGAGAGACCAAGAGCUUCUUUAGCUUUGCAAAAUCAGUAAGUAUCCGCGCACGUCUCACCCACUAUGGGGAGGCAGUGAUUCGCAUGUUGUGA